Pyricularia pennisetigena is the source of this 741-nucleotide messenger RNA. RefSeq lists its product as uncharacterized. Lineage: Eukaryota; Fungi; Ascomycota; Sordariomycetes; Magnaporthales; Pyriculariaceae. The coding region runs from base 1 to 741 and encodes 246 amino acids. Gene Ontology annotation, molecular function: SNARE binding; SNAP receptor activity. Gene Ontology annotation, biological process: endoplasmic reticulum to Golgi vesicle-mediated transport; vesicle fusion. Gene Ontology annotation, cellular component: Golgi apparatus; SNARE complex; late endosome membrane. The record is from RefSeq and is a predicted model, not a curated record. The transcript is spliced from 2 exons.
AUGAACGCAACCUUCAACUCUGCGCUCAAGCAGAGCACCAACAUCCGCCGCGACCUCGGAAACAUCACGGACCCGACGCCCGCCGCGCUCGGUUCCCUCUCCGCCUCGCUCACGUCCUUCUCGCGCACCAUAGACGAGUACAAUGCGCUCGCCAAGCAGGAGCUGAACCCGGCCAAGCAGGAAAAGGCCUUUGAGCGCAUCCGCAACUUCCGCGAGGAGCUGCACGGCUUCCGCGGCCAGCUCGACAGCCUCAAGGCCGCCCGCGAAGAUGCCGCGCACACCCAGAACCGGUCGGAGCUGCUCGGCCGCCGACCGUUUGUCACCUCGACGCCCGAGAACCCGUACGCCAACGCCGGCGCCGGGGGCGGGCAGCACGGUCACUAUUCAAACCAGCAGCAGCAGCAGCAGCAACAGCAGCAGCAGUCAUCCCUCAGCAUGGGCAGCAGUGACAUGACGCGCGAGGCGCACGCGUUGCGCGAGCAGGACUUCUUCUCGAGCACCAACUCGGCCCUCGACGAGUACAUAGCUAGAGGGCAAGCGGUGCUGGGCGACCUCGGAGCCCAGCGGGAGAUGAUGAAGAACACGCAGAAGCGGUUGUACUCGGUCGCCAACACCCUCGGCGUGUCGGGCGAGACGAUCCGAAUGGUCGAGAGGCGGGCCAGGCAGGACAAGUGGAUCUUUUGGGCCGGCGUGGUGGUCUUUUUGCUCUUUUGCUGGCUUUGCAUUCACUUUUUGCGGUAA